GACUGCAGCGUGGCAGCGUAUCAACAUUUGAUUUCAAUGUUCAGGCAAUGUGCAUCUGAAAAUGAAGCCAUUCACAGAAGUGCGAGAUGGGUUGGGUUCGGAAGACAGGUUAGCAGACAAUAUAAAGGUUCCAUUAACGCCGUGUGCAGGUACGGAAGGUACACAGAUUACCAUCCGCGAUGGUGACUGCAACUCCGCAAACGAAUCUGGAAAUGUCCGAGCAACCUUAUUGCUGCCAGCAAAGUGUGACCAGCCAAAAAUGCUCCAAGGCCUGGGAUGGUCGAAUUCAGGGAAACGCAGAUUCGGAGGCGUCAGUUAACCAGGGAGAUGAUCGUGUCCUUGUGAGAAGUGGGAGCUCAGUGGUUUCCUCGCUGUCUCUGCAGGUAAGGGGUGGUCACGACGAUGGCGAAGCACAUGGAUUACAAGAACUACAUGGUGCACAUGAGGAGCAAGCUUACGGUGAUGCAGAGGAGGGUACGACGACCACGACCCUGGUGCUAAUGAGUCCGACGAAGAUUACACAGAAUCAGACGAUAGGUGUUUAGGAGACGAGGACGAUGUGCAAGAGAGCAACCGCCGCUGCGCCAAGCGUGCUAGAAUUAACUAAGAAUCCGUAUUGUAGGCCAUCGCGUGUCAAUGCAGCUAUGGUAAUGACGCCAUUUCCUUGCUGAUGAGUUGGACCAAUCAAGACAUCGUACUGUUCUGUUUAGUUCACCUGUAGCUUCAAAUGG
Molecule: messenger RNA, 731 nt
Organism: Triticum dicoccoides
Lineage: Eukaryota; Viridiplantae; Streptophyta; Magnoliopsida; Poales; Poaceae
Exons: 3
Coding region: 180-545 (121 amino acids)
Source: RefSeq, a predicted model, not a curated record